Loxodonta africana (African savanna elephant) is the source of this 7185-nucleotide messenger RNA. It is a transcript of the gene VAMP5, whose product is annotated as vesicle associated membrane protein 5. The transcript is spliced from 2 exons. The record is from RefSeq and is a predicted model, not a curated record. Gene Ontology annotation, biological process: Golgi to plasma membrane protein transport. Gene Ontology annotation, cellular component: plasma membrane. NCBI's taxonomy places the organism in Eukaryota, Metazoa, Chordata, Mammalia, Proboscidea, Elephantidae. Bases 5436 to 5825 code for a protein of 129 amino acids.
CUCGGACUCUCAAAUAUUUGAGGCAAAGUGGAUCAGAGCCUGGGGAGGGAAUAUUGACCUCUCUCCCUGCCCGUCUCCUAGCCCUAUCUCUGUCUUUUCUUUCCUUCUGCCCCUUUCUGUCUCCCAGUUCUUUCCCUUCCUUCUUCCCAUCCACCUUUCCUACCUAGUACUUCUUUCUCUCCCUUCUUUUCUCUGUAACUCAUUCAGUCAACAAGUAUUUCUUGGAUGUUUCCUCUGUGCUAGACAUGGCUUCAGGUGUAGGGGAUAGGAAGGUCCCUAGGUGGUGCUAAUGGUUUGUGCUCAACUACUAACCUAAAGGUUGGUGGUCUGAACACACCCAGAGGUGCCUCAGAAGACAGGCAUGGCGAUCUGCUUCUGAAAGGUCACAGCCUUGAAAACCCUAUGGAGCAGUUCUACUCUAUACACGUGGGGUCACCAUAAGUCAGAAUCAACUCGAUGGCAACUAGCAAUAGCAACAACUAACUUAGAGGUUGGUGGUUCAAACUCAUCCAGAGGUACCACAGACGAAAGGCCUGGCGAUCUGCUUCCGUAAAGAUUACAGCCAAGAAAACUCUUUGGAGCAGUAAUAAUGGGUAGAGGAAUGAUGGAAGCUGAACAGUUACCUGAAUUCAUUUAUCUUAUAGAUAACCCUCUCUCAUGCACAACCAAAAGAAUUUGCUUUGAGCCGUGAGCCUCCCUCACGUGCAUACAGGUUGGUUGAGUUGGUGUGCAUCAGAUCUGGUGAGUCUUCAGCCAGUCAGCUAAGUCUGCAUUCAGUUUGGCACAGCAGUUAAGACUAUGAUCCUUGGAGUCCAUGGGUUCAAAUUCUCAAUUUUCUACUCACUGGGUCUCUGACCUUGGGCAGGCAGGUGAUUUAACCCCUCUGGGCUUCAGUUUUCUGUUAAAUUAGGAUAAUCAUAGUGUCCUCAAUGGGUUGUUAUAAGGAUUAAAUAGAUGAAGGGAAUGAACACCAGCAGCACAGUGCUUAGCCCACUGAGUGGUGGCCAUUAUUAUUGCUCAAGGUGUAAAACCUUCUCAACAACCUGCAAUGCCUCAGGGGCGUAAACUAGAUGCAGGCUGUCAAAGAGGUUUGUCAAGUUCUGUGUUCAGGUUAGAAAAUAGUAAGUGCACAAGUUCGCAACAGGGAAGAGCUACCCUGGCUGUGAAGGAGCCCUGAUGGCAAAGUGGUUAAGUGCUCAGCUGCUAACCAAAAUGUCGGUGGUUCAAACCCACCAGCUGCCCUGCAGGAAGAUGUGGCAAUCUGCUUCCAGGAAGAACUACAGCCUUGGAAACCCUAUGGGGCAGUUCCACCCUGUCCUAUAGGGUUGCCAGAGUCAGAAUUAACACAAUGGCAGUGGGUUUUUUUUGUCCUUGGCUGUGUAUUUUAUAAAAACACCUAAGAGGUUUUAUUGACCACAGUCAUGUAUUCUUCGACUCAGAAUGCUAAAAUAGCUAGGAGAAACUUGGGCUACAUGAAUAACAAUAGCUUGUUUAUAGAGCAUUUAAUAUGUGCUAAGCAUUUUAUUUACAACAUGUGAUAUGAUGAAGUAGGUAUUAUUAUCAUUAUUUCACAGAGGAAGCAGAGGGUCAGAAAGGUCACGACCUCAAUGUUCAGUCAUUCAGCUGGCAGAGGCAGGAUUUGAACCGACACAGCUCAGGUGCAGAGCUCUGUUCUCAGUCCCUGCACUCAGCCGAGUGUUGGCCAGAGGAGGAUGGCCAGGUUAUUGCGCUGGCCCCGCGUUAUUGCGCUGGCCCCGCCAAGGAUGUCGGCAGCUGAAAUGGGGUUCCUGGACACCAAAAAAGAGGGGGGACAAGGAGAGUUAGCACAGGGAGGUUUUGAGAGCUGUGUUUUCAGAAAAGGAACCAGGGGGUAUUUAGCCUAGAAAAUCCAAGAGGUGAUUUGAGCUGUUUAGGAGGGGUAUUCUGUACAGAGGGUAACGGUCUGUCAGAACAUUUCUUUCGUAACUACCACCCUCUGCCUGCCAAGGGCAUUGCUGCUUCCCCCUGAGCCUGGCUCAAAACCUCAAGCCCUGCAGGCCCCUGGCAGGUCUCGGAAAUGCCUCUCUCAGACAGCCUUCCUCUCAACGCUCCCUGUUCCCCUGGCCUACCUGCCAUCUCCUCACACCCUGGCUGAUGUUACUUCUCCGCCCUUCUGGCCUGUCUCUGUCUUGCCUUUUCUCACUUCUGUCGCUGCCAGCCUAUCACCAAUAGAAACAUUUUCCAGAAGCACUUUUCCAGUGUCCUCCCAGCUCCGCAGUCAGCACUCGCCCUGGUUUCCGCACUCCUUCCAAGCUAGACUCCCUUCUUGACUCUCAGUGCUUUCUCUCCCCACCCUGCCCUCACCCUGGCCCUCCGCCUGGUCCAUCACUGUUCUUUGCACCCCUGUCUCUCUACUGGCAAUGCCUGGGCUCCACCACAGCUUUCAAGGGGUUUUCCCGCCCUGUCAACCCCAGUUCUCAGGAACCACCCUCUCUGCCAGCUGCUGCAACACUUGCUAUUUGUAUUUUACUUGUAACUCUUUGCUUCUUUCUAAUUGUAUCCGAUCUCUUCUCCUCAACCAGAUUAAAAAUCAAAAACAAACCAGUUGUUAUUGAGUAGAUUCCAACUCAUAGUGACCCCCUGUAUGUCAGAGUAGAACUGUGCUCCAUAGGGUUUUCAGUGGCUGACUUUUUAGAAGUAGAUUGCCAGGCCUUUCUUCCAAGAUGCCACUGCGUGAACUAGAACUGCCAGCCUUUUGGUUAGCAGCUGAGAGCUUUAACCACUGUUCCACCCAGAGACUCCUUAAAAGCAGACACCAUUCAUUCAGAAAAUAUUUAUCCGUGUUUACUCUGAGCCAAAGGAGCCCUAGUGGUGUAACAGGUACGCAGCUGCUAACUGAAAGGUUAGCUGUUCGAACCCUCCCAGUGUCUCCACAGGAGAAAGAACUGGAGAUCUGCUCCUGUAAAGAUUGCAGCCUAGAAAACCCUAUGGGGCAGUUCUUCUCUGUUACAUGGGGUUGCUAUGAGUUGAAAUCAACUCAUAGGGCACCUAACAAGGCCAACACUCUGUGCCAGGCACUAUGCUGAGUUACAAUGUGUCGUAAGACAGACAUGGCUCUCGCUCUCUGGGAACUUAAAACCUUCCACAUUUCAUAGUUCUUUAGAUCAAUAGUCAAAGCAGACUGUGCACCACCUAAACCAAAAAAGCCAAAUCCAUUGGCACCAAAUCGAUUCCAACUCAUAGCAAUCCUAGAAGACAGGGUAGAACUGCUCCAUAGAGUUUCUAAGGAAUGGCUGGUGGAUUUGAACUGUUGACCUUUUGGUUCACAGCUGAGCUCUUAACCACUGUGCCACCAGGGCUGCGUGUGACUAGGGGACCUUAUUUCUCCCUGUGUUAGCUGAAGGUCUGUGCACAUAGUCAGUGUCCUUUCUCCUCUGGUUGAGUGGGGCCAAGGAGGGCCCAAGCCUUGGGUCUGAGGCCUCUGUGUUCCCUGGGAUGAAUGUGUUCUUAGACCUGGGCCCAGCCUUGGCUCCGGGGAGGUGUGGCUUCACACAGUGCGGGGAGCAGGCUGAAGGGCUGCAGCUGUAGGCACAGCCAGCUGUUCCAGAGAGUGUGACCCAGUAUCACCCCUUGUUGGAGAGUAAGAUAACAGCUAUGCUGUUAAGAGUACAAAAUAACAUCCAGCAUCCCACCAGUCUCUAACAGUGAUUCUCCUUUUCGAAUCUUUGUCCGUUCCUAAGUUUUUGUUUGGACUAUUUGAAUGUGGGGAAGUUCAAAGGACCAAAUAAUGGACCCUCGUUGAGUAAUAUAGCUGUCAUAAUAGUGAUAAUGGUUUACUUAGGAAAAUGGAGAGAAGAACACAGCUUCACUGCUCUCUUGAUCAUUCCUGCUCAUUCCCAGUUACUGCCCCUCCUCCCCCACCAGCCUGUGAGUGCACUCUCCCAAAGUGGUCUGCCUGCCCCAUCUCUGAGCAGAAAGCUCAUGCGUAAAUAUUGACAUAUUUGGGUUACAGAUGCCUGCCCCUCCAAACUCCUGCUGGGCUACAUAAACACACUGGGAUAACAUGUCUUGAGAACAAGAGUCGCUUUGGGAUAAGCUAUGAUGCCGGUGACCCACUCGCUGAGAUCUUGCAAGGGUCAGCAUGUGCUGGCCUCCUGGGACCCUGGGGUGGUGGAGGAUGAAGGGAGGGGCCCAGUUCCUGUUCUCCCUCUGGAAGCUUGUAAUCCACAUGGGGAGAGAGGACUCACAUACUGGGAAGGCUUGGAGGCUGUGUGCAAGGCAGGUGGAAAGUUCCUCAAGGAAAAUUUCUGCCCAGGUGGGAGGUGGUCCUCUGUAACCACCAGAUCCCUUCCAACACUGAAGAUCUCUUGUUUUAAGUGGAAUUCAGUCAAGUGCCAAAAUGUCUGCUUCAGACAAUGGGGGAUGUGGGCUGGCAGGAAAGGGAUCUUGGCUGUUGUUCUGCGGGGAGGAGAUGGGAACAGGGAUGGGCUGUGGGGGACUGGAAGGCCUAGGCUAGGAGGAGGGAGUUGCUGUGGUUUGUUCAUCUGCUGGUAUUCGUCUCACUGAAAUGUCCCUGGACCUGCUCCUGGACCUCCAGCUCUCACUAGUACCUCUUGCCCUGGGUCUCUCUCAGUCAUGCGUCCAAAGCCCAGUUCCUUUCUUGCUCUGGACCCAUACUCUCUCCCUCUUUCCUGUCCUGAGCCUCCCAGGCUUGGACCCUGUACCCCUUUUCCUGGUCCUUUGAAAUGAGCUGGCUUCUUUUGUCAGGUGAGGCUGCUGCCCAGGCUGGGAAAUCCAAGGGCUCGUCUCUAAUCUGUGAGUGAAACCCCAGUGAAAACUGGAAGGCUGGCGGCCAGAAGCCAGGAAGGCCAAGGUUCCCAGGCAGACAGGGAAUGAACCACAGGCCCUGAUACGGGGAGCAGGGUCAGAGAGGAGGCAGAACUGGCCUGACUAGUCAGCGGGCCAGGAGGGAGAGCUGAGCUGCUCAGUUUGGGGGUGGUGGCAGGUAAGCAGAGACUAUGACUGUGCUGGUCCAAAAUCAAUUUUCUUAACCUGUGGGAUGGAGCCCCUCCCUGUCUUGCUUCCAGCUAAGAAGCUUGGUUCCCUGCUCUUUGCUGCCUCCUCAGGCCGGUGGGAAUUGUGCAUUGGGCAAGGAUCAUCCUGGAGGAGGUGGUACCUGCUUUGUGGGAAAGUGGAGUCCUGGGAAGGUCCCACCCUGAGGCAGUUUAGUGGAAACUGAGAUGCUGGGAGCCAGGUUUGACUUGGGACUUGCUCCUUCCUGCCUUGAUGGGCAAGGAGAGGGACCACUAAGACCCAAGGCAAACCACACUCACCCAGCAGGCCCUUCACCCCACAUACAUCAUACAUGUACAUGAAGGGUGCCAUUCCUCUCCUCAUAUGCUGUACAUGUAGUGACAGUGAGGAGCACCUAGGUCUUGGGGCCAGGUAAGGGCCAUAUGGGGGCCCUAUGCUGCCCUGACCUUGGGCUUGGUGCCCAGGCAGGGAAAGAGUUGGAGCGAUGCCAGCGGCAGGCUGAUGAGGUGACGGAAAUCAUGCUCAACAACUUCGGCAAGGUCCUGGAGCGUGAUGGGAAGCUGGCAGAACUGGAGCAGCGUUCCGACCAACUGCUGGACAUGAGCUCUGCCUUCAGCAAGACGACCAAGACCCUGGCCCAGAAGAAGCGCUGGGAGAACGUCCGUUGCCGAAUUUACCUGGGGUUGGCGGUGGGUGGCAGCCUGCUUGUCAUCCUGAUUGUGCUGUUGGCCAUUUUUCUCCCCCAGAAUAGUCAAGGCAGCAGUGCCCCACAGGCCCAGGGCGCGGGCACAGCCUCAGGGCCGGGGGACUGACCUGGCUGGGCCUUUGGGACAGGCUGAACAGCCACACUAGCCUGUUCCGGUCUCCUGAGAACCCUGGUGUUCAUUCCCAUCUGAGCCACCCCAGUGAUCUUCAGAGGACAGUCCCCAUGUGUGCACCUCCACGCCUCCCAUCACGCCACAGACUGGCUCUUGAGAGCAGCCUGCUGCACUGGCCGUGCCAGGCCAGCCCUGCCUGGAUCUCAAUAAAAGCUGCUGUUUGCCUAAAAGCUGGUUUGUGUGUGUCUCUGAGGGUCCUCGGGUGGUUCAUCCGCACCCUGCCCCACCCCUGGGGCUGCUUACAAAUUCCACCACUGCUAGGUCUCCACCCUGGGAGGUGGCUUUUUCCUCUCCCUUUUCUCCUUUGUCAGACACUACACAGACACGCCUUUCUGGGCUUCAGGUACACAGCACACAGCAACCCCAGACCAGACCCUGGAACCAGUCCUCCUGUUUCCCUGAGAAUGGAAUCUAUUUUUUUCUGGCAUCUUGAGAAUGCUCAGAAGACCAAUGCGACUCCAGAUGGGGUGACAAAAAAGAAAAUACUUUAAGGAUUUUAACAGCAUGAGGCCCUCUCUCACAUUCAAAUUCACUUUUUGCCCUGUGAACGCCUUCCCCCUCCCCAGUUUCUCCACCCAUCUUCUUCCUCAAGAUUCUACCAAAUUACCCAUGAGGCAGUUGGCAGUGAAAACAGGAAGGGCUUCUAAGGUCCUUUAAUGCAGGGUCACAAAGGGUAACCUGGAGUUUGCCUUGUAGGAAAGAAGUCAAGCUUUUCAAAGCUCCAGGGGUCACACAAGGAUCACUGGGUACAAUAAGCCAUGGAAGAAGGAAAGAGGCCCCACUAGGAUUGUGGGAACAGGCAGUCUCUGCCUGGGCUGCUUAACUUCAGCUCAUAAUUGUAGAUGAGGAGGGGAAUUCCAGGUCAUGUGUGUAACACAAGCAGUUUUUUCUAGGUAGAAUGAGGCUUCUGACACAGAAAAAAAUGACAACCUCUAGGAGUUGUCUGAAGCUUUACUCUUUUUUUUUUAAAAAAAAAUUUUUUUUUUUUUUUUUUACUCCUUACAGAUCUUUGUUACUUUCACUGGGCUCCUUACUCUUUCCUUUUAUGGGAAAGGAGGUCCCUGGGUGAUGCAAACAGUUUGCACUGUACUAUUAACCUAAAGGUUGGUGAUUUAAACCAGGGCUUCAAACAGUUUCAUUCUGGUUCAAACCCCUGCUGAGAAUUUGCAAAGUUGUAUGUAAGAAUCACCUGGGGAUCUUGUUAAAGUGUAGAUAGUGAUUCAGUAUAUUUGGGAUGGAAAUGCAAAUGUUGCCCCAGCUAAAAAAAAAAAAGAAGCCUUGGUUUAAACCUACC